UGCACUCAUCAAUGUGUUCUCCUGCUACUUCCUCUAUCCACCACUUGUCUGGAUACCAGCCAAACAUAAUCCAGCCAUACUGCAGCGACUGGAUCUCCGCUAUCCUCGAAUAUGGCACUGUCCAUCUCAAUAUCAUGGUUAUCAAAACAGCACACUUCCGUCUUACCAUCCAUUAGAUUCUGCUUCAGUUCUUCAAAAUCACUUAGUAU
Messenger RNA from Geodia barretti, 209 nucleotides. The record is from the annotation of a GenBank genome assembly. Lineage: Eukaryota; Metazoa; Porifera; Demospongiae; Tetractinellida; Geodiidae.